This is a messenger RNA of Rhizophagus irregularis DAOM 181602=DAOM 197198, 2786 nucleotides long. NCBI's taxonomy places the organism in Eukaryota, Fungi, Glomeromycota, Glomeromycetes, Glomerales, Glomeraceae. The record is from RefSeq and is a predicted model, not a curated record.
UUUAGUAUCGAAUUAAAAAAAAUGCCAAAGAAUUUAUGGAAAAUCCUUGAUUAUGAAAAGUAUGAGGACUAUGUUACGUUUCCUUCAAUUGAUGAACAAGAGAUAGACGAAAGAGUAGUCUAUAUGGAUGACUUAGAAAAAAGAAAACAAGCGUAUGGAAUAUGUGGAGAAUGUAAUGAACCUGGCACAGGAGAAUUUUGGUGUCAACCUUGUGAUGCUAAAAGAUUUAGAGAAAAUUUUAAAAAUUGGACUAGUGAAAAUGAAGCUAUCGAUGAAUUUAUUCAGCAAUCUCAACUUAGUGCUAUACAUCAUACAAAAUGUCUUGAAUGGAUACCUUUCGAAAACUUUAAAAAAGUUACUUAUAUUUCGAAAGGUAGUCAUGGCAAAUUAUAUUCAGCUGAAUGGUCCAACGGAUGUAUUAAUUCCUGGGAUAUUGAAAAUCAGGAAUGGAAGAGGUGUGACAUGGAAGUUGCGUUAAAAAAUUUUGAUAAUUCUUUCGAUACUCCUGAUAUAAUUACAGAUUUCUUAAAUGAGAUUAACUUACGUUUACAAAUUCAUACCCUUGACGUUAUUCGAUGUUUCGGAUUAACUCAAGAUCCUGAUACUAAAGAUUAUAUAAUGGUUUUAGAAUAUUGUGAUGGUGGAAGUUUGAGAAAUUAUAUAAAUAAAUCAAAAAAUUUUACAGAUUAUGAAUCAAAAAUUUUUAAAUUAUUCCAAAUUACGAGGGGACUUCUAGAUAUUCAUAAUGCUGAAAAAGUUCAUAAAGAUUUUCAUUCAGACAAUAUAUUAAUUACCAAAGAUGAAUUCUUAUAUAUAAAUAAUUUAAGAAUGUGCCAACCAGAAAAUGAAGAGCAACCAAUUAAAAUAGGAAAAAUAUGUGGAGUAAUACCUUAUAUGGCACCAGAAGUUUUAUGUGGAUGCCAAUAUACAAAAGCAGCAGAUAUUUACUCAUUUGGAAUAGUGAUGAAUGAGUUUCUUUCAGAGGAAGUUCCCUUUAAUGAUAUUUCUCAUAACCGCAUUUUAGCCAUUAAAAUAUGUAAUGGACUUAGACCAAAAAUUUCUGAAGAUAUACCAAAAUUGUUUGUAGAUUUGAUCAAUAAAUGUUGGGAUGCUAAAGCUGAAAACAGACCAACUGCUAAAGAAUUAUAUCAAAUAUUUAUUAAAUUGAAUUAUGAUAAAUAUUUUAGCAAUAGUGAAAUCUAUUUUCAAAUAGAAGAAAGUGAUAAAAUCAUGAAGAAUGAAAUAAAAAGCAGUUCAAAAAAAAAUAAUUCUAAAAAUACUCAUGUACUCUCCAAUUCAAUUUAUACUAAUAAGUUUUUAUAUUCCGAAAACUCUCCGGAAUCAUUAUCUCUUCGAUUUAUUUGCAGAUGUUGUAAGUCAGAUGGUCAUCAGGAUCGUGUUAUAAUUUCUACUAUUGAUUUAACUACAGAGAUUGAUGACAAAAUUGUCUAUAUGGAAGAUUUAGAAAAAAGAAAACAAUUGUAUGGAAUAUGUAAAGAAUGUAAUGAACCUGGCACAGGGUUUUAUUGGUGUCGACCUUGUAAUGCUAAAAGAUUCAAGGAUAACUUUAAAAAUUGGACUAGUGGAAAUAAAGAUAUUGAUGAGUUUAUACAACAAUCACAACUUAAUGGUGUAUAUUAUCUUGAAUGGAUACCUUUUGAAAAAUUUCAAAAUAUCACUUAUAUUGCAGAAGGUGAUUUUGGAAAGAUUUAUUCAGCUGAAUGGCCUGAAGGAUUUAUUAAUUAUUGGAAUAUUGAAAAUCAAAAAUGGUAUAGAUUCAAAAGUUUUGAUAAAUAUGCAUUAAAAAGUUUGAAUAAUUCUUCUGAUAUAUCAUAUUUUUUAAAUGAGAUUAAAUCUCAUCUUCAGUUUUACACUUUUAACAUUGUUCGUUGUUAUGGAAUAACUCAAUAUCCAAAUACUAAAGAAUAUAUGAUGGUUUUAAUGUAUUGUAAAGGUGGUAAUUUAAGAUGUUAUUUAAAUGAAUCUAAAGGCUAUAUAAACUAUGCAUCAAAAAUUGAUAUGUUACAAGCUAUUGCAGAAGGACUUCUUGGUAUUCAUAAUGCUGGAAAAGUUCAUAAAGAUCUUCAUUCAGGGAAUAUAUUAUUGUAUAAUGGUUCUAAUCCACUUAUAAGUGAUUUAGGAUUGUGUGAAUUGGAGCAGCCAGAUAAAGUAGAAAAAAUCUAUGGAGUAUUGCCAUAUGUAGCACCAGAAGUUUUACAUGGACGUCAAUAUACAAAAGCAGCAGAUAUCUACUCAUUUGGAAUAAUAAUGAAUGAGUUUCUUUCUGAAGAAAUUCCUUUUAAUGAUAUUCCUCAUGAUUAUAUUUUAGCUGUUAAAAUAUGUAAAGGACUUAGACCAGUAAUUUAUAAAGGUAUGCCAAAAUUACUUGCAGAUUUAAUUAUGAAAUGUUGGGAUGCUAAAACAAAAAAUAGACCAACCGCUAAAGAAUUAUAUUAUAUAUUAAAAAAAUUGAAUAAUGAAAAAUAUUUUAGCGAAUCUGAAAUUUAUCUUCAAAUAGAAGAAUGUGAUAAAAUUAGUGAAGGAAAAUUUAAAAAUAAUUCACGUAAAGAUAUUUUUUCAGAACAUCCAUAUGCAAUUUACACUACUAGACUUUUAAAAUUCGAAAAUCUUUCAGAACCAGUAAAUUCUUCGGAUUUACCUUCUCAAUUUUCUUGAGACGAUGACGAUAAUAUUUUACCAAAUCAAUCAGAUCCAAUUUCAGAAUGUUUAAGUAAACAUUGUUUUAAAAUCUUAAUGAAAUUAAUCAAGAUGAUUAGAAUGAAUUU